AUGUUGCAGACCAGUCAGUACAGCCGCCUGGACUUCAUGCUCUUUGUCCUGUGCAGCUUGAAGGCUACAGCUGCCUUUCCCAACUCCUCUCCACUGCUGAAUCCCAGCUGGGGAACCACAGAUCGUCUGAUGCACCUGUACACGUCUACGGAGAAGAACAGCUUUCAUCUGCAAAUCAACCCUGAUGGUUAUGUGGAUGGGACCCCUCACCAAACCAUUUACAGUGCUCUCAUGAUCAAAGCUGAAAAUGCAGGCUAUGUGGUGAUAACCGGUGUCAAGAGCGGGUGCUACCUCUGCAUGGACAUCCAAGGAAAUAUCUUUGGAUCACAUUACUUCAAUCAAGAGGACUGUGUGUUUAAACAAAGGACACUGGAAAAUGGAUAUGACGUGUACCAGUCUCCCAAGUACCACUUUUUGGUCAGCCUGGGCAGAGCUAAGCAAGUUUUUUUCCCUGGUAUGAACCCACCACCUUAUUCCCAGUUUUUGUCCAGGAGAAAUGAGAUCCCUCUAAUCCGGUUCAACACGCCUGAACCCCACAGGCACACUAGAAAUGCAGAUAUUGAUCCUAUGGACCCCCACCAGAUGUUGAUCCCCCAGAGAAAGAUCUCUGCAGUGCAGGCCCUGCCACAAUGGUUUCAAAGUAACUUCGCCCACCUGCCCAGAGAGCCCAUGAGAUUCAAUCCAAAUGAUGUGGUCAACCCAGAUGACCCUCAUUCCAUGAUGGAUGCAAGGAGGCACGCCAGCCCUCGUUUCUACAUUACAAGAUAG
This is a messenger RNA of Alligator sinensis (Chinese alligator), 768 nucleotides long. RefSeq names its product fibroblast growth factor 23 (gene FGF23). Gene Ontology annotation, molecular function: type 1 fibroblast growth factor receptor binding; growth factor activity. Lineage: Eukaryota; Metazoa; Chordata; Crocodylia; Alligatoridae. Bases 1 to 768 code for a protein of 255 amino acids. Gene Ontology annotation, biological process: animal organ morphogenesis; regulation of cell migration; positive regulation of gene expression. Gene Ontology annotation, cellular component: cytoplasm. The record is from RefSeq and is a predicted model, not a curated record. The transcript is spliced from 3 exons.